UUUAACUAAUUUUAAUGUUUUGUUACUUGAUGUCUUCCUAUUUGCCUUUAAUGUCUUUUAAUGUAAUUUUAUGGCCCUGUUUAGCACUUUGAGUUGCCCUGUGUCUGAAUUGUGCUAUACAAAUAAACUUGCCUUGUUUUUUCUUCAAAUCUUUAACAUAUAUAUCUUAGGUCACUUUUAUUCGUGAAUAUGCUUAAUAUAUAUUAAACAAGUGAAUUAAUCCUCUUCUGGUUUGUAGGUUGUCUGUUUUGUUUAUGUGACUUGACUAAUAUUUGUUUAUGAUUUUUAAAUAUGAUAAGCAUGUGGCCCUUUGAAAAACAUCUAUUUUUUUUCUUGAAAUAGGUUGCAACAUAACUGGAUAAAUUACGUUUUAAAAUCAACAAACUGUGUCACAUUUCACAGUUCAUGAAUAUAUCGAGACCUGAUGAUGGUGGAUGUGUGUUUUGCCGGCAUGGUUUGAUUUACACCACCAGAUGUCAGCACUGAGCCAUGUUGUCCUCUGCGCAACUGUAUUUAACCACGGUCUCACAUAACGGGGCGGUGACGUCAGAUGUCAACACCACGCAAACGUCUCUGUCGUCGCCAAUCAGCGUUGAGUCGGGCAGACUCUUGUAAAGAUGGCGACGGUGGAGCACGGAGGAGUGAAAACUGGACGCUUUACAGCUAUUAAACACCGUUGGUCCAGACAGCGUAUGAACUGACACGGCAGCAGGAGCGAAAGUCAAUCGACCCAUUUGUCUGCCGCAGUUCGCCGUUCGGUGCUGUGUGCUGUCCCUCCGGCCCUGGUUGUUUUUGUUUUCGGUCAGUCGUUGCCUUGGAGGACCGCUCAUUAGCUUCAACUUGGAGAGCCAAUGCUAGCCGACGGUUAGCCGUGUAGCCUCAUCGGCUGCUGGGAUCUUUUGCUCUACGGCGCUCGCGAAUCGAUAGCUCGACCAGAGUAAACACUGGGACUUGCAUGUAUCCACUUAGUCCACAAGUUUUCACCUUUACGGAGACGGCACCCAUGACUCGCUUGGAUUAAAAAGAAAACACUUUCGGAGGAAAAAGGGGGGCACCGACGAUCCUGGCAUUGCGACACUGUGGAGUGUCGAAGCGGAGUGAGUUUGCCGUCAUGUAUUUUCUAACCGGCUGGCCCCGGAGGCUGCUUUGUCCGCUGAGGAGCGAAGAGGAGCCCUUUCACAUCCAGCCCAGCUCCCAGAGGUUUUACUUCGCCGUACUGUCAGAGACCCAGCUCAGCAUCUGGUUCAGUCGGCCCAGUGUUUUGAUAGUCAGCUAUAUUGAGUCUGCAAAGGCGGCGGCCCAGUUUGGCUUCUACCAGAAGGCAGAAUGGAAACCAGACGACUCCAUGAUAGCUGUAGCCACUGCCAAAGGCUACAUCCUCCUGUUUGAUGUGCUGGGUAGAGGAGAUGACAAGUACCUCUAUGAGCCUGUCUAUCCAAGAGGAAGUACUCGUUUGAAAGUGACACCGGGUUAUAAGGAGGAGCAAUGUGCCCCCGCUUUGUCUUUAGAGAUGAAGAAGCCUGUGGAUCUGGAGGCCCCCAUCACCAGUCUGCAGUCCCUCCAGGAGGACUUACUGGUGUGCACCGCAGACGGCUACCUCCACGUGCUGCACUGGGACGGGUUAGGCAGCAACGGACGCAAGGCCAUCUGCCUCACUACAAUCCCCUUCUCUCUAGACCUGCAGUCGGCUCGAGGUGGUCCCUCCCUGGACCUGGAAGGAGUGUAUAUCCGUUGUAUGGAGUAUUGUGUGACCCUGGAUGGCUUUGCUGUGGUACUGAGUGACGGACGCCUGGGCUUUAUCACACCUCUCAGCAACACCAUCACUGCAGAUCAGCUGCAGGGCGUCUGGGCAGCAGACGUGACUGAUGGCACCUGCGUGGCUGUCAACAACAAAUACAGACUGAUGGCCUUUGGCUGUGCCAGCGGCUCAGUGCUGGUCUACAUGAUCGACACCACGACAGGAUCCAUGCAGCUCUCCCACAAACUGGAGCUCACCCCAAAACACUACCCAGACAUCUAUAACAAGACGGGCCCAGUCAAGCUGAUCUGCUGGUCACCUGACUACAGCGUAGCCAUGGUUACGUGGGAGUGUGGCGGCCUAUCGCUGUGGAGUGUCUUUGGAGCUCACCUCAUCUGCACUCUGGGAGAGGACUUUGCGUAUCGUUCUGAUGGUACCAAGAAGGAGCCUAUUAAAAUCAGCUCUAUGAGCUGGGGAGCAGAGGGCUACCACCUGUGGGUGCUCCCGAACAAACAGGAGAGGAGAAAGCAGGAGGAGCAGCAGCAGCAGGAAGAGGAGGAGAUGGGCCCACCACCUCACUCCUUCGUGCAGGCUGGAAUAUUACAGUUCCACUUCAUCAAGAGUGCCCUCACAGUCAACCCCUGCACGAGUAACCAGGAGCAGGUGUUGCUCCACGGUGAAGACCGCCUCUACCUGACCUGUGGUGACACCACGCAGGUCAACAGCAACUCUGACGCACACCCGCACACACACUUACACCUGCGCGACGGCAGCCCACUGCACCACCCCCCCAACCCCGACUCCUCUCUCUCUCAGGGACUCAGCACUUUACUGGGACACAAGCACUGGCACGUGGUCCAGAUUCACAGCACAUACCUAGAGAGCAACUGGCCUAUACGGUUCGCAGCCAUAGACACAUCAGGCCAGUGCAUGGCUGUAGCAGGGAGACGGGGCUUUGCACACUACUCCUUAUUCACAAGGAAAUGGAAGCUGUUUGGAAAUAUCACUCAGGAGCAGAACAUGACGGUGACGGGAGGUUUGGCUUGGUGGAACGACUUUGUGGUGGUGGCCUGUUACAAUUUCAUAGACCAGCAAGAGCAGUUGAGGCUUUAUCAACGCUCAACCAACCUGGACAAUGCCUUCGCAUCUGUCACCAAGCUGCACUCAGACACUCUGCUGCUCAACGUCUUCAGAGACAUGGUCAUCCUGUUCAGAGCCGACUGCUCCAUCUGCCUCUACAGUAUAGAGAGGAGGAAUGACAGUCCAAACCCGACAGCCAGCGUGGAGUUGUUGCAGGAGGUGUCGAUGUCUCGCUACAUCCCUCACCCUGCCCUCGUGGUCUCUGUCACACUCACCUCGGUGCGCACAGAGACUGGCAUCACGUUGAAAGCCCCGCAGCAGGCCUGCAUGGCAGAGAGCAUCAUGUUGAAUCUGGCUGGCCAGUUGAUCAUGUUGCAGAGGGACCGUUCGGGGCCCCAGGUACGAGAGAAGGAGACGCCUGCCAACAGCAAGAAGCUUCUACCGUUUUGUCCUCCGGUAGUGCUGGCCCAGUGUGUGGAGAACGUUUGGACCACCUGUCGCUCCAACAGGAAGAAGCGCCACCUGCUGGAGGCCCUGUGGCUGUCCUGCGGCGAGGCAGGCAUGAAAGUCUGGCUGCCGCUGUUUCCGCGAGACCACCGCAAGCCUCACUCCUUCCUCUCCAGGCGCAUCAUGCUGCCCUUCCACAUCAACAUCUACCCUCUGGCCGUGCUGUUCGAGGACGCCCUGGUACUGGGGGCGACCAAUGAGACGGUGCUCUAUGACGGGCUGCAGGGAUCCUCUGAACCACUGGAGGCGCUGUUCCCCUACUGCACCGUGGAGAGGACCUCCCAGAUCUACCUCCAUCACAUCCUGAGGCAGCUGCUGGUUCGAAACUUGGGCGAACAGGCUUUGAUGCUGGCUCAGUCAUGUGCCUCCCUCCCCUACUUCCCUCACGUCAUGGAGCUGAUGGUGCAUGUUGUGCUGGAAGAAGAGGCGACGUCCCGGGAGCCCAUUCCCGACCCUCUGCUGCCCACCGUGGCCAAGUUCAUCACAGAGUUCCCCCUCUUCCUGCAGACCAUCGUCCACUGCGCCAGGAAGACAGAGUACGCCCUGUGGAACUACCUGUUUGCUGCCGUGGGAAACCCCAAAGAUCUGUUUGAGGAGUGUCUCAUGGCCCAAGACCUGGACACAGCAGCCUCCUACCUGAUUAUACUGCAGAAUAUGGAGGUUCCAGCAGUGAGCAGACAGCACGCCACUCUGCUCUUCAACACAGCGCUCGAGCAGGGCAAGUGGGACCUCUGUCGGCACAUGAUCCGAUUCCUCAAAGCCAUCGGGUCUGGGGAGAUGGAGACUCCGCCCCCAACACCCACCACUCAGGAACCCAGCUCAACAGGCGGUUUUGAGUUCUUCAGAAAUCGCAGCAUCAGCUUGUCGCAGUCUGCAGACUCCAUCACUACUGGCAAGUUCAACCUGCAGAAGACCUUCAGUAUGCCCUCUGGACCCUCGGUUAAAGGUCGGGAUGUGGAGUGCGCAGAGAACAUGUAUAUCGACAUGAUGCUCUGGCGUCACGCCCGCCACCUCCUGGAGCAGGUACGCCUCCGCGACCUGGGAUGCUUUUCCGCGCAGCUGGGCUUCGAACUCAUCGGCUGGUUGUGUCGCGAACGGAACCGCGUGGCCCGUGUUGACGAUUUCGUUUUGGCGUUGAAGAGACUCCAUAAGGAUUUUCUUUGGCCCUUCCCUGUGAUCCCCGUGGGAAGCCUCAGCUCGCCCCUGAAGAAUGGACGGUGUCGCACAGUGCUGAGUACACGGCUCUUGAAGUCGCAGUCAGCUGAUAGUCUGUUGAACAGCGACAUGGACACAGUGCCCCCUCAGGCCGCUCCCAACAACCAUGCCUGGCUGGACAGGCUCGGGCAGGGCGCCAAAGACAUGGACACGGCCUCGUCUGCUCACUCCAACCAACACUCACCGCAGACACAUGAUGCAUUCCUCUCCCUGCUCACCAACAAAGUGGAAGAGUACAGCGUCGGCUCGGCCACAGACUUGACAGAGACCAGCUCAGUGGUGGAUGGUGAUUGGACGAUGGUCGACGAGAACUCCUCCACCCUGAGCCUGAGCCAGGCCGAGUUGGAGCACAUCUCCAUGGAGCUGGCCAACAAAGGCCCUCACAAGUCGCAGGUGCAGCUCAGGUAUCUCCUUCAUGUGUUCAUGGAGGCAGGCUGUCUAGAGUGGUGCGUAGUGAUCGGUUUGAUCCUGCGGGACACCAGCGUCAUCAAGCAGGUGAUCAGCUUCCUGGACAGCCCAGAGGUGCCUCAAGAAACUGUGCAGAGUGUACGAAGCGGAUUAUUGGCUGUUGAUGCAUGGGCCUCCACUGACUGCCUGGGAUACAAACCAUUUCUCAACCUGAUCCAGCCGCAGCUGCAGCUGCUGAUGGAUUCAGCUGCAGGCGAGCAAGUGCAGCCUGAGGCCUUCCAGCCCUCCAGCCAGAGCUCCAAGCUCGGUGCCUCGGAAGGGCUGGGAGGCGCUGCAUUGCCUCGGGCAGAGGACAGUAGAGGAGUAGCGGCUCCACUGGGACUAGCUCUGCCCUCCAUUGAACCUGCAGGGGGAUUUUCCCGUCCCCCCUCUGAGGACUGUCCACCUGAACAGACAGAGGAGCAGUUAGAGGAGGAGGGAGCCUACGACUGCACCUUGUCCUGAAGCCAGGAGCCUCCUCUGGGCUCUAACCUGGAGGGAGAGAGAGGAGGCAGCAGCAGCAGUGGCUUGAAAUAGACUUCUUUGUGUGUGUGUGUGUGUGUGUGUGUGUGUGCACCUCUGUGUGCGUGCCUGUGUAUGUGUGUAUGCACAGAAAGUACCUCUCCUGCAAGUUCUUACUUCAGUCAGUAUUAUCCACUCUUCAGAUUAGCCAGUUGUGUCGACUAGAGGCCCCGUGGAUACUGAGUGACAGACGAGCCCGACUGGCACAAAGACAUCGCAGCACAACCAGAGACAGGGUUCAGUCUGAUUGGCUCUAAACAGCCUCCUAAAUGUGCUGUUAGGUAAAAGUGAAUCUCUAUAAACAGAUGUCUGCACAUGAAGGCAGAAUCUGUAGGUGAGGGACGAGAUUUUGUUAGCGGAAGCGUUCUGGUUUCCAUUUAUGGUCUAAGUAGUUUGGACCAAUCAUAUUCGAGCGAGAUGUGGUUGCACGCAGGUAAACAGCCCAUGUGGAGAGCAAAAGAGGAGGAAUGCAUCGGCUGAAAUGCAAUCCAUGAACCCAUCAGCUGUCGUCUGACAAAGAUUUAUUAGCCUUUAUUGGCCUUUUUGCAUCUGUCUAUUCUGCUGGCUACACUGGAAGCCCCGAACAUUUGAUGUUGUCCCAAAUCAUCAGUAGCAGAUGGAUUCGUAGACUGUACAAAAGGCCACAUAAGUCAGUUUGUGCAUUAAUCCAUCAGGUUGUGGUGUUUGGAAGCUGUAGACCAGCGCAGGAAAGCACCAGGGUUUUUUUGGGUUUUUUUUUUUUUGUUUUUUUCUUGUUCCUAUUCCAAGACAGAUAUUUUAUGUGUGUUUAGCUUUUCUUUGGCACUCAAUCAAGUGCAAACUGGAGACUUUGAAUCGUGUGUUCUUUUUGUUUUCACUGUCCAGACAAAAAAAAAAAGCUCCAUUGUUUCUUUUGGUUUGAUGCAAGCAGUGCAAGAAUCAGUUGAAAGACAGAGGACCUGGGUGCGUUUGAUCACAGCGUCGCGCUACGUCGCUAAGCAAAAUGUCGAACAAAGCUCCUGUCGCGAACCAUUUCCAAGAUGCACUGAAGUGUGUCAGUAAGUGUGCAGGUCUGUUUGUGUGCACGAGAGGUGUUUCAUACUUUCAUACCUCAUAUGAUUUUAAAAUAUUUUGUGAUACCUUUUUCAAUAAUGUAACAGUGUACAAGAUAACAUUAUUUUUCUAUCAAUUACGCCUCGUCCCUCCCUGUAAAAAGUAAAACUCAUGGUAUGAAUUCUAUGUAAUUCUUGAGAAGUGAUGACCUUAAGAUUUCUAAGAAAGCGAUCUCUGAGAAGAAUCCACUGUUGCGAGUGCAGACUAGUUUCUAACCACUGAUCAGUACCUCUGUUCAUCCAUCUUUCAUGCUCUGUUGCCCCGUGACAACCCGAACGUCGAAGGAUGGCGCGGUCCCUUAUUUAAGACGUCGAGUCGGAUCAGUGAGCAGGUUUAAGGCGGUAGUGCUGCGAAGGGUUUGGGCAAAACUAUAAAUACCAAAUCAUGUGAUGCUUUAUGCAGCUUUUAAACACACAUUUGUGUUUUACUUUUUAUAAAGGGACAGUUCACCCCAUGAUCAAAAGUACAUAUUCUUGACUCUUACUUGUAGUGCUACUUAUCCAUCUAGAUUGUUUUGUUGUGAGUUGCAGAGUUUUGGAGAAAUCGGCUUUAAAGUUUUUUUGCUCGAGAUGUUCUACAGACCUUGUUGUGAGCAGUUUCGCAUAGGAACUGUUUUCUUUCUACCCAACUGCACUCGGAAAACGUUAUCACCAUGCAGAAGGAAGUGUGCAUCAGCUCAUGGACGAGUGCUCAUGUCUGUGCAGGAUGUAAACAUUAAUGGCAUCCUCCUCAGCUGGACUAUAAACAAAACCCUCAGGAAGAGCGCCAGGCUUUGAGGCCAGCUUACAUAGUGGCCAAAUGUUAUUACAACAUCACAUGAUGCACCAGGGUCCAUAAACACUUUCCCCAUAAGCUUACAUUGCUGUAAAACAAAUAUAUAUAUUUUGUUUUUUUCUCCCGCAAAAUAUGUUAUUUCACUACCCAAAUUCGAUUGAUACAGUCUGGUAACAUUUGGAAAGUCUGGAAGAGCCGCAAUAUCAAAUCACUUAUUCAAGUUAGCUGGUUGCUAACCUGGAAGUCAGAUUCUCCCUCUGCAAGGAGAUAUAGGAAAACAGUUCCUACACGAAAACGGCUCACAACAAGGCCUCUGGAUUAUCUUGCUGUUGGGGUCUUCAAAUAUAUUUUUGCUGGAAUUCUGCAGCUGGUACCUCCAAAUCUCAGCUGCUCACUCCAAAACUCUGUAGACGGAUAAAAAGCAGCACAGGUAUGAGGUAAAAAAAGAGGAUGAACUGCCCCUUUUUUAAUAGAUUCAAAAUUCGUUUCCUAUCGUCAGCAAAGCCAUCCUACUCUUUGACUUUGUACCUAUCCCCUCGUUCAGAGAGCAUCAUCUGACUCCUCCCUCAGAAGUGUUAACGGUGACGUAUCAGUAUCAUUUUAAAGCCAGGACGAGACGUAUCCUCGGCUGUGGUUGUGUGACGUUUUUUUUAAUGUGACCCUCGUCAUCAUCCGAUUAAGGACUGAUUAUAUUUCGUCCAGUUCAAUGUUCAUAUCACAUCCCUGAACUCGCUGAACGUGUGCUCCCGUGUGGGUUUCUGAGUGCGUGUACCACAUUGUAUUGACGUGUUUGGUGACUCUCGUCGCGUGCGAUUUGUUUUAAUUGUAUUAUUCCUCGUUAUUACAAUUAUUUAUUGGCAUUAUAUAUGAGUGGUAAUUAGCGAAUCGAUGCUCGGUUUGUUUGUUUGUUUUUUUUUAUGACUGACAACAGACUUUUCUCCCCCUUUUUAAGUUAAUCAAAGACGCAUAUUGGCUCUCUACCACAAGCACUAAAAGGUUCAUCACGGAUAUGUCAGUAUUAUAAUGUGCAAUGUAUUGAAAUGUUACUCAGCUUUAUUUUUAAUGUUCUCUACUUCUUUUGUGUGUGUCGUCCCCCCACCAGCUGUUUGCUUUGACUCUUCAUGACAGACCAAAUCAUGUUUUCUCGUUUUUCGCUCCCCUCGUCGGUGUGUGUACAAGAUGAGUCGGGUGUGGUUGGAAAAUUAUUCUUCAAGGUUUCUGUUUUAUGAAUUGCCUGUAUAGCCAGAACACUCAACUCUUCAUUAAAAAAAAAAAGGGCAUAAAUGACUACGCGGCACAGUGUUGUGCUGUCGCUGAUGUACCGUCAUCAACACGAAUCCCGUUUGCACCCUCCACUCUGAGCGAGCCUACAGCUACACUACGCUGCUGCGCUGUACGCUUUACUUGACUUGAAAACGGUAACACGAUGAACCAAAGACUUUACGUCCAGAGGCCUUCUGUUUUAACUGGUUGCUUCAUUUGACUCAUUAUGCAGAGAGGGAAAAAAACAAAAGCCUCACACACAAACACACCCCUGUACCCCCAACCCUACUCAUCAGAAACAUUGAUGCUACAAACUAAUGCUGAUGGCAUACGAGACAAUUUCCUACGGAAAUGAAUAUUGCAGAUGUUUUCUGGUUUUCUUCUCUGUUGGCGAGGAGCGGUCGGUCGGUUGGUCAGGUGUGUCAGCGCUCCCUCCCUCCCUCCUGUGUAUAGUUGUAUAAGUAUUGCCUGUUUCCUGACUCGGAGUUAAGUUUUAUUUCUAAGGCAGGAGCAGCAAACAUCCUCAAUGCAGUGUAAAGAUACUCUCUUGUACAUUUGCCUUUUCUACUCAUGUUUGGUUUUCUACUUCAUUUUUUUUUUCCCCUUGUACAUAAAGACCAAUAAAUUAUUUUUAAAAAUG
Molecule: messenger RNA, 9278 nt
Organism: Acanthopagrus latus (yellowfin seabream)
Lineage: Eukaryota; Metazoa; Chordata; Actinopteri; Spariformes; Sparidae
Gene: ric1
Product: RIC1 homolog, RAB6A GEF complex partner 1
Exons: 27
Coding region: 1112-5452 (1446 amino acids)
Biological process (GO): retrograde transport, endosome to Golgi; intracellular protein transport
Cellular component (GO): Golgi membrane; Ric1-Rgp1 guanyl-nucleotide exchange factor complex; cytosol
Molecular function (GO): protein binding
Source: RefSeq, a predicted model, not a curated record